Tuber aestivum (summer truffle) is the source of this 1403-nucleotide messenger RNA. The record is from the annotation of a GenBank genome assembly. Lineage: Eukaryota; Fungi; Ascomycota; Pezizomycetes; Pezizales; Tuberaceae.
AUGCAUUCCACACUGGUCCGAGCUCAGAACGUCUUUGGCUUUUUCACCACUGUGGCCUUCUUCGUCGCGGGUCUGGUUUCCCUGACCUCGCUGCUGUACCCUGCGAAUGUGAGCGUGGAUGUCAUUAGGGCGAACAGCGUCAAGAUGUACUGUAUUUCUUCAUUCAUUUCCUUCUCUAGGGCGGCGGGACUUUGUGUUGGUGGUUGGUGAUAUUGGGUGCUGAUGGGGUGGACUCGGAGGAUACAGUGCUAAAGGAAGGGCGCAUCAAUACUACGCGACGAAAGUACAGGAGUAUGCGGUUUUGAAUUUCGAUUUGGAGGCUGGUUAGUUCACCUAUCUGCCCCCCCGCCCCACUUUCGGGGUAGUGAACUGAUUGUGGUGAUAACGGCCAGAUCUCUCCUCCCUCUUCAACUGGAAUACAAAGCAAGUGUUCGCAUAUGUGUCUGCGACGUAUCCGGGGUCCAAAUACGUUUGUUCACUCCCUUCCUCUCCGUCGGUGCUCUCCUUUUGACUGGUCUAGACCGAUAACGAAGUCGUAAUCUGGGACACCAUCCUCCCAUCCCGCUCCGCUUCAAAACUGAUCUUGAAGAAUGAGCGGGCAAAGUACAGCAUCAAUGAUAUCACCGGGAAGUUCGCUGGCCGCGAUGACGUUACUCUCUCGUUUCAUUGGAAUGUGCAGCCGCAUGUGGGCAGGCUGACGUGGGGGGUUGUGGGGCUCACGGAGGGGGUCAAGUUUCCGGAGGUGGAGAAGGCGGGGAAGAAGUCAGCUGCGAAGUAAAGGAUUGGUGAGAGAGGGAGGGGGGGUUGUAUGAUAGAAUGGAGAGGGGGUUAGGUUACUGUACGUUAUGAUAGAGGGCUAUGACACGAUGCUGCUGGCUCGCUCUAGGCGUGAUAGGAUUCUAGCAGGUUCGGAAAAUGGAUCUACGGAAUGGUGAAGUUUGAUGCACCGUACAGCAUUGUAAUAGGCUGCGGGACUGUAUCCGAGCGUUCAACGAGGGCUAGUCACGAGAAUUGUGAAACAACCGAACAAAACUAUCGCAAUCAUGAACUAUCACUUGCCUCCCCACACCACCGAAACUGUUGGAAAUUGUAGUUGAUCGAACGGCGAUGUCAAUGAUUGCUACAAAGGUUUUACGGAACCGGAGGAGGACAGUGAGAAGGAGAGAACAGGAUUGGCCUUAUCCGCUAAGAGCCGAGUAAAGUGAAAGAGAUAGAGAGAGGAGGGAUAUGAAUUGAUGGUGAGGGAAGAAGCGGAUCAAUCUUCAUGAGAAUUGUUGGGAAGGAAGGAGAGACACAAAGGGAAGGAAAGUAAACAUAAUGUGCAAACAUGUGUGCCAGGUAUCAGUGGUACAGAAGUAGUUGAGUAUACUCGUGAAUGCUCCCAGCCCCCAUACGUAACCGUU